Molecule: messenger RNA, 1161 nt
Organism: Diospyros lotus (date-plum)
Lineage: Eukaryota; Viridiplantae; Streptophyta; Magnoliopsida; Ericales; Ebenaceae
Exons: 4
Coding region: 78-1001 (307 amino acids)
Source: RefSeq, a predicted model, not a curated record
GGAGAGAGGAGAAAGGAGCACGGCGGAAGGCGUGAAGACCACGCACAGAGGGCACCGGUUGGUAGUGGUUACUGGUUAUGGCGGGGACUAUGCAUGCGAAAUCGGACUCUGAGGUGACGAGCCUGGACGCCUCGUCGCCUCCGCGCUCGCCUCGCCGUCCGCUCUACUACGUGCAGAGCCCGUCGCAGCACGAUGUCGAGAAGAUGUCAUACUACGGCUCAAGCCCCUUCGCCUCUCCGCCCCACCCCUACCACUGCUCCCCCAUUCACCAUUCCCGCGAGUCCUCCACCUCCCGCCUUUCUGCCUCCCUCAAGAACCCCGCCGCCUGGAAGAGGCUCCACCGCCGCCACCCCCGCGCCGGCGAUGACGACAGCGAUGACGACGACAACGACUCCCGGGGCUCCGGCGGCCACGCCAUGCGGUUCUACGCGGCCUGCUUCGUCCUCGCGUUCGUGGUUCUGUUCACCAUCUUCUCUUUGAUUCUGUGGGCUGCCAGUGCUCCUUACAAACCGAAAAUCUUCGUCACGAGCAUGGUGUUCCACAGCUUCAACCUUCAGGCGGGCAUUGAUCAGACGGGGGUUCCGACCGACAUGCUGAGCCUGAAUUCGACGGUCAGGAUCUUCUACAGGAACCCCGCAACUUUCUUCGGCGUGCACGUAACGUCUACUCCAUUUGAGCUUUUCUAUUACCAGCUCAGGCUGGCUUCUGGACAAAUGAAGAAGUUCUAUGUGACAAGGAAGAGCGGGCACGCAGUUGUCACUGUGGUUUCCGGGAGUCAGGUGCCAUUAUAUGGGGGAGUUCCGCUUCUUAGUGCAGCUAGAGAUCACCUCAAGAGCAUAUCAGUGCCACUUAAUCUGACUCUUGAAAUCAGGUCAAGAGCCUACGUCUUGGGAAAGCUAGUUAAGCCCAAGUUUUACAGGCGAAUCAUGUGUGGAGUCACUCUAAAGGGAAACCAUCUGGGCAAGCAUCUCCAUCUGACUGACUCUUGUGUCUACAGUUAAUGAUAAGUAUAUUAUAUGUCCUUUUAAUAAAGUGGAAGUUAUGAGAUACCAUCAAAUUCAUUUACUCUCCUUUCUAUUAUGGAGUACAUACAUAUAUAGUGUUUGAUGGUUACAAAUAUCCGACUUCCAUUAAAGUAGUGAGAUGCCUAUUUGUUGGUUA